AUGCUGCAGGAAGCGGGUAAGGACACUUCUGAGGAGUCAAGUUCGACUGCUUCCUUAUCGUCCACUGACGGUGACGAUAGCCCUGAAGGGGAACAGGUUGCCCAGGAAUACAUCUCGAAGGAGGUGGAGAUUCGUGCAGAGGCAAAGGUUCUUGGCCAGCUACGGGCCUUGCAGGUCUACGAGAGGCAGGCAAUGUUGAAAGCAGUGGAGUUGGUCUAUGGGCCAUUACAAGAGGCAGAAGCCCCUUCUGCUGAGUAUCUUUCAGUCAAGGCAGAGGAGACAGAAACAAAUGAGCCACAGGCUUCGUCGUUGGACGAAGUAACCAGCAAGCGUGACUCACAAACGGCAGAGCUUCAGACUGGCUUGGAUUCAUCAGGACAUAUCAGGAUCACAAAGACCAAGGUGAAAUCGAAGCUUCCGGCGACCAUGGAAGAGUAUCGCAGAGUGAUGGCAGCCAGGAACGUGCAACCAAGCAUCUUUGUUCAUAGCACCCGUGUUCUCUAUUUGUUUGCUGGGAAGCGGCGGCAAUCGGAUGUCAGCACUUUCUUGAAAAAGCUGGAGGAAGCUGGAAAGAUUCGAUUGCAGUUGCAGGAAUUUGACAUCGAACGUUCUGAGACACAUGAUUUGCGAAGCAAAGAGCUGUGGGACCAGAUAUGUGAGACACUCAAGGUAUACCCUGAGAAAGUGAAGCAUAGAAAACUUGAUGACUCCGAGUUCAAUCCCAUUGCAAACAACUAUCAAUCAGCUCAGGUCUCAUCCACUGAGUUGGAAGCCAAGUUCAGAGAAGAGGAGGCAUUGGGGCGCAUGUACCCGACCAGGUUUUCUACGUUGAAGCAGGAGUUUGGUGAAGAGCGUAUCAGGAUUGCUGCCAUGGCUGCGAUUGCCAAGCCUGACGGCACCGUCAGGCCACUACAUGAUGGUACACAUUCAGUUCAAGUUAACAAUCGCAUUGUUUACAGAGAUCAGAUACAAUGCCCUGGACCUGCUGAAGUUGCAGCAGUGGUGAGGGAAUCUGUUGAAACCUUGGAAGCUCCCUUUUGUGUGUCGGCAGACAUUAAAGCGGCACACAGACUUGUGAAGGUGCGUCGUUGUGAUUGGCCAUACAUGUGUUGCAAAGCAAACACUGACUCACCUACAGUGUGGGUUAACAGGGUUGGAACUUUUGGCAUCUCAAGCGCGCCCUACUGGUGGGCGAAACUCUUGGCAAUGGUUGGACGAUUUGUAGGGCAUCUCAUGAUGAACGCUUGGUUUCUUCAUCUGGUUUAUGUUGACGACUUACACGGAUCAUUUGUCGGCAGGGAGAAAUUUUCGAACUUGUGGGUUUGGAUCUUGGCCUUUGAACUGGUUGGCACACCGUUUGCCUAUCACAAGUUUCGUGGCGGGUUCUCCUCUGAAUUUGUUGGAUACCAACUGAGAUAUGACCUCAAUGAGGUAGGGAUUUCUUUACGAAGGGGCGAUUGGCUUGUGAAAUGGAUCAACACCGCUGCGGAAAAGAGGUUUGUGGUUGUGACUCGUGAAUUCUCUGAAUUUCUUGGCCGGCUUGGAUUCGUCUCUCAGUUACUGGUGUGGCUGAAGCCGCAUUUAUCGCCAUUGUAUGCUUGGGCAUCAGCCACAUCCGGCAGCACAGUUGCGAAGCUUCCGGAUGCGGUGAUCUUGACAAUGACAUAUUUGCUGACUGAGUUCAGAUCUGAAACUUACAUGGUCUCAGCGAAGAGGCCGGCCACAUUCACAGGUGAGCAAUUCAGGACAGAUGCAAAGUGCACUGACACUUCAGUUGUCCUUGGUGGAUGGGAAAUAUCAACUGGUCGAUGGUUCCAGCUUAUUCUGUCGGAGUCCGACGUGCCAUAUUUAUUUUCACAUGGGAAGGGGUCACAGUGGGCCUCAACUUCGGCCGAAUUAUUGGCGACACUUGCAGCAUUAGUUGUGUUUGGAUGGUCGGGAGACGCUCGUUCUAGGAAGGAGCUUGAGUUACAUUUGACAGCAGGUACGGACAAUAGAGCAAAUGAAUAUUUAUCUCAGAAGCGGUCGACCACGAAGUGGCCGUUGAUGUUGGUGAACAUGCAACUUUCAUCACUUCUUGCACGAUCUAGGACGGUGGUCAAGCUGAAAUGGAGACCCCGUGAAGAGAACACGGUUGCAGAUGAUAUCACUAACUCUGUUUUCACACAACUGGACAUGGAGAAAAGGCUACAUGUUGAAUAUGAUGAUAUCCCGACGGAGAUCAUACAUGCACUUUGGCAGGUCAAGGCAGAUUUUGAUGAGGCACGUUUGUUGGCGAAAACAUCGAUUCCGAAGGAACCAGAAAAGAAGAGGAAGAGAGUCGAUAAGACACCUUGGUAA
Molecule: messenger RNA, 2340 nt
Organism: Cladocopium goreaui
Lineage: Eukaryota; Dinophyceae; Suessiales; Symbiodiniaceae
Source: the annotation of a GenBank genome assembly